AACACAGACAUACACAGACAUACACAGACAUACACGCGGCUGUCUGCAAGAGCCCCCUGUGUUAUUGUGACUGGGUGAAUGCAGAGGGGGGGUAAUCACCCGGUCACGGUGACUCGCCCGUGGUGGGCUAACUAGUGGAGCCCACACAGCCAUUAAGUGACUCACACUCAGGAGCAGAACCAGACUCUCCCUCCUCCCUUCUCCCCCUCUCUCUCUCCCCCGUCAGCAUGGACAUGGAGCGUACCGUCACCCUCUCCACGGGACAGAGGAUGCCGGUGGUGGGACUGGGAACCUGGAAGAGUGCCGCAGGACAGGUGGAGCAGGCGGUGUUGUCUGCGUUGGACUGCGGCUACAGACAUGUUGACUGCGCCUCUGCCUACGGCAACGAGGAGGAAGUGGGAGGAGCCCUGGCUCAGAGGGUCGGCCCCGGGAAGGAGCUGCGUCGUGAGGAGGUGUUUGUGACGUCUAAGCUGUGGAACACCAAGCACCACCCAGAGGAUGUGGAGGAGGCCUGCAGGAGCAGCCUGGCCCAGCUCAGCCUCUCCUACCUGGACCUCUACCUGGUCCACUGGCCCAUGGCCUUCCAGCGGGGGGAGGAGCUGAUGCCGCGGCGGGCCGACGGUACCGUCUGCUACUCUGACACCCACUACCUGGAGACCUGGCGGGCCAUGGAGGCGCUGGUGGACCAGGGCCUGGUCCGGGCCAUCGGCCUCUCCAACUUCAGCGCCCGGCAGAUGGACGACGUCAUCGGCGCGGCCCGCCACCGACCGGCCGUCAACCAGGUGGAGUGCCAUCCGUAUUUAUCACAGGCCAGCCUGCUGUCUCACUGCCGGUCUGUGGGGGUCUGCAUGACGGCCUACAGCCCCCUGGGCAGCGGCGACCGGCCCUGGGCCUCAGCAGACGAGCCACGCCUGCUGGAUGACCCCAAACUGGGGGCUAUCGCAGAGAAGUACCAGAAGACCGCCGCCCAAGUGGUGCUCAGGUGGCAGGUCCAGAGGGGCGUGGUCUGCGUCCCCAAGAGCGUCACCCCGUCCAGAAUCCAGCAGAACCUGCAGGUGUGCGACUUCAGUCUGUCGAAGGAGGACAUGAGGCAGGUGGAGGCCCUGGACCGCGGCGAGCGCUACAUCGUCCCCACGGUAGAGCGGGACGGCCAGCGGGUGUGGAGGGACGCGGAGCACCCCCACUUCCCCUUCCACGACGCCUUCUGACACCCUGCGUCUGAAACAGGGCUGACACCCUGCGUCUGAAACGGGGCUGACACCCUGCGUCUGAAACAGGGCCGACACCCUGCGUCUGAAACAGGGCUGACACCCUGCGUCUGAAACAGGGCUCCACGCAAGCGCAUUGAUUUGAGCCCCAAAUUUAAAAAUAAAGUUUUCUUUGAACUGAAUAUUAUGCAACUCUGCAAUUGUGUUCCGUGUCCCCUUUCA
Messenger RNA from Gadus chalcogrammus (walleye pollock), 1430 nucleotides. It is a transcript of the gene akr1a1a, whose product is annotated as aldo-keto reductase family 1, member A1a (aldehyde reductase). Gene Ontology annotation, cellular component: cytosol. Lineage: Eukaryota; Metazoa; Chordata; Actinopteri; Gadiformes; Gadidae. The transcript is spliced from 9 exons. Bases 228 to 1208 code for a protein of 326 amino acids. The record is from RefSeq and is a predicted model, not a curated record. Gene Ontology annotation, molecular function: aldose reductase (NADPH) activity.